Cynocephalus volans (Philippine flying lemur) is the source of this 993-nucleotide messenger RNA. It is a transcript of the gene GPR3, whose product is annotated as G protein-coupled receptor 3. The record is from RefSeq and is a predicted model, not a curated record. Gene Ontology annotation, molecular function: sphingosine-1-phosphate receptor activity. Bases 1 to 993 code for a protein of 330 amino acids. Gene Ontology annotation, cellular component: cytoplasm; plasma membrane. The transcript has a single exon. Gene Ontology annotation, biological process: adenylate cyclase-activating G protein-coupled receptor signaling pathway; regulation of metabolic process. NCBI's taxonomy places the organism in Eukaryota, Metazoa, Chordata, Mammalia, Dermoptera, Cynocephalidae.
AUGACGUGGGGUGCAGGCAGCCCCCUGGCCUGGCUCUCAGCUGGCUCUGACAACGUGAACGUGAGCAGUGUGGGCCCAGCAGAGGGUCCCACGGGCCCAGCUACAACACUGCCCUCACCCAGGGCCUGGGAUGUGGUGCUGUGCAUCUCAGGCACCCUGGUGUCCUGCGAAAACGCGCUGGUGGUGGCCAUCAUCGUGGGCACUCCCACCUUCCGCGCCCCCAUGUUCCUGCUAGUGGGCAACCUGGCUGUGGCAGACCUGCUGGCAGGCCUAGGCCUGGUCCUACACUUUGCUGCUGUCUUCUGCAUUGGCUCGGCGGAGAUGAGCCUGGUGCUGGUGGGUGUGCUGGCAAUGGCCUUUACUGCCAGUGUCGGCAGCCUACUGGCCAUCACUGUUGACCGCUACCUUUCUCUGUACAAUGCCCUCACCUACUACUCGGAGACAACAGUGACACGGACCUACGUGAUGCUGGCUCUAGUGUGGGGGGGUGCCCUGGGCCUGGGGCUGCUGCCUGUGCUAGCCUGGAACUGCCUAGAUGGCCUGAUCACAUGUGGCGUGGUAUAUCCACUCUCCAAGAACCAUCUGGUGGUCCUGGCCAUUGCCUUCUUCAUGGUGUUUGGCAUCAUGCUGCAGCUCUAUGCCCAGAUCUGCCGCAUCAUCUGCCGCCAUGCCCAGCAGAUUGCCCUCCAGCGACACCUGCUGCCUGCCUCCCACUAUGUGGCCACCCGCAAGGGCAUUGCCACACUGGCUGUGGUGCUUGGCGCCUUUGCUGCCUGCUGGUUGCCCUUCACCGUCUACUGCCUGCUGGGCGAUGCCCACUCCCCGCCCCUCUACACCUAUCUCACCCUGCUCCCCGCCACCUACAACUCCAUGAUCAAUCCCAUCAUCUAUGCCUUCCGCAACCAGGACGUGCAGAAGGUGCUGUGGGCCAUCUGUUGCUGCUGUUCCUCUUCCAAGAUCCCCUUCCGAUCCCGCUCCCCCAGUGAUGUCUAG